ACAUAACAUGGCCGCUUUCAUAAUAAUUUUGCCUUUGACUUACCUAUAGCUUGUUGUGUUCUUUUUGCCAUAUUCCGGGGCCCACAUUUCUCUUAAACUUGCUCGGAUGAAAGCUCUACAGAAUGCCCAAAUACUACGAGGAUAAAGAGGAAGACGGCCGAGCCUGCGCUGGAGUGAGAGAAGAUUUCAAAGCCUGUCUCCUUCAGCAUGACUGUGUACUGAAGGAGGGUAAGAAGCCCAGCGAGUGCCUGAAGGAAGGACAUUGCAAAGGCUUGCAAGUGGCUUUCUUUGAGUGCAAGAGAUCCAUGCUGGACAACAGAUCUCGAUUCCGAGGCAGAAAAGGAUACUGAGUAACACCUUCAAUGUGAAUAACAUGUUUUGUAUCAAAAUGCCAAGACAUGCUCUCAGUUGUGUAAAUAUAAUGCUUUUUAAGCAAACCUGUCUUGUGAAAAACAAAUGACUCGUGAUGCAGUUCAUAAAAAAAAAAAAUACAGUAAGCUAAUUCCA
Puntigrus tetrazona (Sumatra barb) is the source of this 507-nucleotide messenger RNA. Its product is annotated as cytochrome c oxidase assembly factor 5. Bases 123 to 350 code for a protein of 75 amino acids. Gene Ontology annotation, cellular component: mitochondrion. The record is from RefSeq and is a predicted model, not a curated record. Gene Ontology annotation, biological process: mitochondrial respiratory chain complex IV assembly. The transcript has 3 exons. Lineage: Eukaryota; Metazoa; Chordata; Actinopteri; Cypriniformes; Cyprinidae.